AUGCCGCUCCUCUCAGCAACCUCUUCCACUGCAUCCUGUCCGUUGCUCUCCCUCAUAGCUACUCAUCUAAGUAUCCCAUCCUCAAGGCCAUGGUACACCGCCCUUUCUGAUCACUUUCACUUUUUCUGUAUUAUUGUCGUCUUUCCAUAA
Messenger RNA from Echinococcus granulosus, 150 nucleotides. RefSeq lists its product as hypothetical. Bases 1 to 150 code for a protein of 49 amino acids. NCBI's taxonomy places the organism in Eukaryota, Metazoa, Platyhelminthes, Cestoda, Cyclophyllidea, Taeniidae. The record is from RefSeq and is a predicted model, not a curated record. The transcript is spliced from 2 exons.